Messenger RNA from Austrofundulus limnaeus, 256 nucleotides. RefSeq names its product transmembrane protein 216. Lineage: Eukaryota; Metazoa; Chordata; Actinopteri; Cyprinodontiformes; Rivulidae. The record is from RefSeq and is a predicted model, not a curated record. Gene Ontology annotation, biological process: non-motile cilium assembly. Gene Ontology annotation, cellular component: ciliary transition zone.
GUGCUGCAGUGAUAACAGCUUGUUUGUCCUCUCUGCUGGUGUUGGUCCCUGCAGGCUGGAAGGGGAACCUGUGUGAGCGCUCCCUGUCCUCCUGCACCUCCCUCCUCACCCUGCUCCCCUGCGCAGCGCUGGCUGUUUACUACCUGCUGCUGCAGACCUUCGUCCUGCGCCUGGAGUUCCUCCUGGGCUGCGUCCUGCUCUGCUUCUACGGCCUGGAGCUCCUGCUGGGAGUUACCUCUGUGCUGGCCUUCUCCAG